Messenger RNA from Truncatella angustata, 1071 nucleotides. RefSeq lists its product as uncharacterized. The transcript is spliced from 2 exons. The coding region runs from base 1 to 1071 and encodes 356 amino acids. Gene Ontology annotation, molecular function: protein binding. NCBI's taxonomy places the organism in Eukaryota, Fungi, Ascomycota, Sordariomycetes, Amphisphaeriales, Sporocadaceae. The record is from RefSeq and is a predicted model, not a curated record.
AUGGCCGCUACGCAGGUAUCAUGCAUUCUGUGCGGUGCACCGAUUGAGAAUGUUUCACCUCAAACCAUAGGCUGGAUGAGUGAAUUUCGUGCUUUAUAUUGCACCUUUGAAGAACCAGACGUGGCACACUUGUCUAUGCUGGGGUUGAAGCAGCAUACUGGAGACAUUAUUCCUCUUGAUCCUCAGAUGAGGCUGGGUAUGCCUGAGUUGAGCGACGAGGAUACUUGCGUGGCUAUUCAACUGAUGGAUAGUGCUCUUAGAGAGCUACCACACAAUUCACAUGUGAUAUCUCACCGAGUCUGGGGCUUUCCUUUGCAUGGACGCUGUUGGCGCGUUCUCACAGUUGCAUACUCUGGAUCGAUCGAUGACAGAUUUAUCCAAGCUUUGUUUGAGCUUUGCAGGUGUUGUUCCAUUCAACUUGGUACAUUGGACUGGGGACAUGACUACGGCGGCCUUGCUGGGUAUAACGAUGAACCAGGGAGGUUUCGUCCCGGCAACACAAGGCUCACAAACCAUAAUUAUUAUAGAGUCGAUCCAUUUCGGCAACCGGAACUGACUAAGAUUUUUUCGAAUGUGCACGCUACAGAGGCAUUAGUGGAACAAAAAUACGACCAGCGGAAACGCAAUCUUGCAGCCUCGAAUACGAACGAGCUCAGCCAGCAAGACUAUUUUAGGAUGCUCCCAACAGAACUGCUUGACCAGAUACUUGUCAUUCUCUGUUCAAGUGAUGUUAGAAAUCUUCGACAAGCAUCUCGUUCCGUCUCUGAGGCGACUCUCUCAAAUGAAUUCUGGCACUCCAGGUUCCUUCCCGGCGGAGAAUUCGCUCAUGUGUUCGAAGCAGCCUGUGAGUUGCCAGGUGCUAAGUGUUGGAAACACUUGUUCGACCGAGUAAGAGCGAUACAAGGGCAGCCGGCCCUCGUGAAUAGAAAGCGCAUCUGGAAGCUAGCAUGUGGUCUCUGUGAUCUGAUCGAUAUGCGCCUAGCUUCUUCCGUCUGUUAUGGGUCUCCUAAUGAAUAUAACACCGGGUUCCGUAUGGGAAUCGACUCGAGCAGCCACGGCAUAGUGCUAUAA